AUGAGGGUCAGAACCAUUUUGUUAGUGCGGUUCUUAUUGCCAUGCCUUCUUUCUGUUCUACUUUCAAGUGCUCAGCUUCCACCUAAUGCUGUUGUCUCGGCUCGUUUGUUAGAUUCCCAUAUUCAAGAGUUGGCCUUUAAGGCACUUUUCAGCCCAAGAACUGGGGUACCUUACGAUGCUCAAGUGCCCACCAACCUAACAGGGAUAAAAGUUUCGGCAAUGAGGCUUAGGAGUGGUAGUUUGAGGACAAGAGGUGUUCAUAGCUACGAAGAAUUUGAGAUCCCAAUUGGGGUUAUUGUUGAGCAGCCUCAUGUGGAGAGACUUGUUUUGGUGUACCAAAACUUGGGUAAUUGGUCUAAUAAAUUUUACCCUUUACCUGGUUAUUCAUAUUUAGCUCCUGUUUUGGGCCUCUUGGCCUACAACGGCGCCAAUUUGUCUGCUUCAGAAUUACCUGAAUUGGAUAUAAGAGCUUCUUAUUAUAAGCCUGUUUUGAUUAAUUUCCCUGAUGUGAAACCAGCACCCUUUGGUUCAUUUCCCAAGUGUGCGUAUUUUGAUUUGCAUGGUUCAGUGCAAUUUGAUAUUCUAUUACCAGGAAAUAUGUGUUCAACAGUUCAACAAGGGCACUUCUCCAUAGUUGUGGAAUCAAAUGCCCCAUCACCGACAUCUAGUGGGGUAGAUCAAGGUGGUGGGAAGAACAACUUCAUGUUGAGGAUAGUUGUUGCAUCUGUGGUUGCUGGGAUUCUGUUGUUGAUCAUGUUGGUUCUAUUGGUUGCUGCUGGAGUGAGAGGAACUAAACAAAGAUCAAAGAUACUGGAAUUGGAACGUGUAGCUGAGAGCAAUGAAACCUUGGAUAUUACAUACAUUGGUGAUACCAAAGUACCAUUGGCAUCUGGGACUCGUACUAGACCAAUCAUAGAACAUGAUUACAUUCCUUAG
Molecule: messenger RNA, 936 nt
Organism: Abrus precatorius (Indian licorice)
Lineage: Eukaryota; Viridiplantae; Streptophyta; Magnoliopsida; Fabales; Fabaceae
Exons: 1
Coding region: 1-936 (311 amino acids)
Cellular component (GO): membrane
Source: RefSeq, a predicted model, not a curated record